CGAUUUCAGCGACCUCCAAAACCCUUAGGAUACAGGAGAUCCGAAGACCUCGCGAACGUACGAGAAAUCUAGCCAGAAGGGCGUCAGAAGACGAAGGGAUGGUCGAACUUUAUUGAAAGAAUUAAGCUUCUUAAUUAACACGUUAAAAGAGCUUUCUAAUGAUUGGGAAGGCAAAUUGAAGCAAGAUAGUGCCGCUUUAAUGAGAAAUUGCUUGCACUGGCAUAAGGGUGGUUCACUCCUUAAACGUUUUUCCGAAAGACACAAAAACAUGUAUAUAUCCUACUUUUUUAAGUACUUUAAAAUGCGAUUGAUUUCAUCAAAAUCAAAUCAAUAGUUUGUUUGUUAGGUUAGGUCCAUAAGUCCGGGUCCAUUUCCCCAUACGGAACAUCGAUUUAUGAACGUUUUCCUGAAAAGACGACUUUUCGAAAACUCCAUUUGAGUGUCGUAAAUUUUGAAUACCAAACUGUCGUUAACCCAUCACAGUGCUGUUCUACUCUAUCCUAUAGUCAGUCUACGAAUUCAAUGUUUUUCUUUAUUUCGUUUUAAUAAUUUGUGUUAAAAGGAUAUAAGAACACGUGUCCCUUAUUCACAUAACCGAAGUCCUUGGAGUACUGCAGUAACAGUAAGAACGUUAAGUUAUAUGAAAUCAGUUCCUUGAGAAUAUUUUGUCACUAAAUAAUCUUCUUUUGUUUUUCAAUAUAAUUAUUCGCUAUAAAUGACGUCUGCUCUUUUAAAAUCACGAUUUGUCUUUAACAAUCCGUAUUAUCACUACUGACUCAGACGUAAAAAACAUCUUACGCAAUAUAAGGUCGUUCAUGUAAUCCCGGAAAACUGGGAAUUUUAUUAGUGUAAUUAUUAACGUAAUAUAAUUUUUUUUAAAUAUUCUUUUAUUUAGCAUAUCGGGUAAUAUAUAAAGAAUGAAACGAUACUUUUGUCAUUUAGCGGAUACUACGGAUAUUGAAUAAAGAUAUAAAGAUCAUAAUUACUUUUGCGAAGGUCGAUACGUUUCCCAUUGGAUAACGUAAUCAACCAAAUGGUGAUUCAGAGAAAAGACGUUCGCCGAAAGUCCCAGGCGCAGAAAUGACGAUUGGGUAUUUACAUUUAUUCGGUUCGAUAACGAUGCAGCAUCGAAUAAAACUUUUGUUUUAUUUCAUCUCAAAUAAGACUUGUAUCCAAUUGCGAUGAGUCCAAAGGGAUCGUGCCCGAUAAUUUAUGUGCAAGAAAAAAUAGAUUUUCAGUAUGUUAGUUUUCAAUUUUUUUAUAUAAAUUUUAGUAUACAUAUAUGUUUUUACUUGUGCUCUGAAUUCUUUUAUUACUAUAAAACGUAUCUGUAUACCACCCUGUGAUGGUAAAGCAAAAAUAAGAAGAGGACCAAGAGGAAGUUAAGGAUUUCAGCUACUACGGAUAACAUCAGUAACCCCAACCGAACGCGACGAUGAAAAAAAAACUUAGUCGGUUUUGCCUAACCUAACCCCUCGAUUUGCCGCAAUCGACGGGCCGUCACCCAGAAUCAGACGUACCUACCUUCAUUUUCGCCUCUCGUGUGCCAGACCCUGACGAUGCCCUCUUUCUGACAGUAUCAGAUGUCCAGCGGUUCCGGAACUAUUCAGCCUCUUGGCUGUAACGCUUGCAACCCCAAGCGAGAGAUGUCGCCUGGAGCUCGAAGCGAAUACCAAAGCUACCCGUUGGAAGCCGCGACCGUCGAGAAGUUCAAAGGAGCGUAUAUUCGGGUAACACAUUGAGCUGUUCGGCUGGACAUGACACGAUUCGGUGACAACGCAACCUAACCUAUGUUAACCUGACUAGAAGAAGAGAAAGACAACCCUGACAAAUUUUCUAACCUUUAAAUUAGCCUGGUAGCUUAUAAUCGUUAGUACCCACGCAUGCGCGAUAUCGCGAGUGAAUCGGUGCACAGUUCAUGCGCAACAGUCAAGUCGUCUGACAUAUACACGAGCCUUAUCCAUGCCACCACUGGCCGCCACAUGUCCCGAAGGGCUCACGAAGUCUGCUCGCUCGUAACCAGUCCGAGAGCAGCAGUCGCGACCGUAAGAAGCGCGUUUUCCCGUCUCCCCGAGUCACGAUUAGUUUAUGUAAAUAGUGAAACAACAGAGCAAGAUUGUUCAACGAAAUAAAUGAAUUAGAUUUCCAAAUUCGUGCAAACCCUUUCUCCUGCCUUUCGUUCCCUCGACACAUCCACGUACUCGCGAGUGCACUGUUUCUUUCUCCUCUUUCUCCUGCUGCCUACACUUGCCGUUUCUCCACUCUCUCUUGUUUUUCAUCUCUCGAUCAAGAUCGCCCGACUUGUUUCAUUUAUAUUUAAUCAAUGUGCCUUUGCGGCUGACAACAAGGAGGAAGACUCGGUGACAGGAUUGUAGGAUCACAGUUUUUUCUCCCCGUGAAAAGAAAACAACUGCAUCUUGGUAAAAAUGGCAGGACCAAAAAGAAGGAAAAAUUGCAUGUCGGAAAAUUUGCUGACAUUAUUGACCGUAAUCGGUGUCUUCGUUGGAGUUGUUUUCGGAUUAAUUUUGAAAAAUGUCAAGAGUGAUUGGACCGAACGACAAAUAAUGUACAUAAGAUACCCGGGUGAUAUUUUCCUCAGUAUGCUGAGUGGCCUUAUUUUACCUUUAAUCGUAGCCAGCAUAGUCAGCGCGAUCGGCAAUUUGGACCUCGGUUUGUCAGGGAAAAUCGGAUUGCGAUCAAUUUUUUACUACAGCACGACAACUGUGUCUGCCGUCAUUCUCGGGAUUAUACUUGUCCUAACGAUUCGACCUGGAUACAUAUCUGGAUCCUCAUUCGUUGCCGAUAGAGUGAAUGCGCCAGAAAUGAAAAUCACAACAACUGAUACAAUGUUGGACUUAAUUAGAAACAUCUUUCCAUCGAACAUUGUACAGGCCUGUAUUCAGCAUUACCAAACCGUCUUGAAAGAACCAGGAAACAUGACCGACGAUAGUGACAUUUCUAAUUGGACAAUAACCAGCAAAUAUGUCGACGGAACGAAUACUCUUGGUAUUGUGAUCUUCGGCAUUGUUUUUGGAAUUGCGCUUGCGAAAAUGGGGGAAGCGGGUGAACCUGUUCUGAACUUCUUCAAUUCCUUAUCUGAAGCCAUGAUGAUUAUAACCUCCUGGGUUAUUUGGAUUUCGCCGAUUGGUGUGAUGUGUCUGGUUACCUCAAAAUUAUUAGAAAUCCAAAAUUUUGGAGCCAUCGUCGGUCAACUUGGAUUCUAUUUCUUAACAGUUGUCUUAGGUCUGAUACUACAUGGGUUUGGUACGCUCACCAUUAUCUUCUUUGUCUGCACUAGAAAGCUGCCAUUCAAAGUUAUCAGCCAACUAGGACAGGUCAUGGUCACUGCUUUCGGAACUUCUUCAAGUUCCGCCACACUGCCUAUCACACUUCAGUGUUUAGACAGUAUGGGGAUGGAUCCUAGAAUAACAAGGUUUGUGGUUCCAAUUGGUGCAACGAUCAACAUGGACGGAACGGCGCUUUACGAAGCUGUUGCCGCCAUUUUUAUUGCACAAGUACGUGGCAUUGAACUCUCGUUCAUCAAUGUCAUCGCGAUCAGCAUAACGGCAACGGCUGCUAGUGUAGGAGCUGCUGGGAUUCCUCAGGCAGGUCUUAUUACAAUGGUGAUGGUGUUAAAUACUGUUGGUUUACCCGCCGAAGAUGUUACUCUUAUUAUUGCCGUCGAUUGGCUUCUGGAUCGUUUCCGGACAACCAUCAACGUAAUGUGUGACGCGCUCGGCGCGGUCAUAAUUGAACAUAUGAGUAAAGGAGAGCUGGACGCUGUUACAAUAAAUCGUGAAGAAGACAACGUUGAACUUGCGCAACUUAGAAAAACUGAAUCAUAA
Molecule: messenger RNA, 3845 nt
Organism: Cephus cinctus (wheat stem sawfly)
Lineage: Eukaryota; Metazoa; Arthropoda; Insecta; Hymenoptera; Cephidae
Gene: Eaat1
Product: excitatory amino acid transporter 3
Exons: 11
Coding region: 2427-3845 (472 amino acids)
Biological process (GO): L-glutamate transmembrane transport
Cellular component (GO): plasma membrane
Molecular function (GO): neutral L-amino acid transmembrane transporter activity; glutamate:sodium symporter activity; L-glutamate transmembrane transporter activity
Source: RefSeq, a predicted model, not a curated record